Molecule: messenger RNA, 2188 nt
Organism: Alligator mississippiensis (American alligator)
Lineage: Eukaryota; Metazoa; Chordata; Crocodylia; Alligatoridae
Product: ubiquilin-1
Exons: 1
Coding region: 369-1766 (465 amino acids)
Biological process (GO): ubiquitin-dependent protein catabolic process
Cellular component (GO): cytosol
Molecular function (GO): polyubiquitin modification-dependent protein binding
Source: RefSeq, a predicted model, not a curated record
CAUUUGCAAAGUGCUAGGUGCUCAGAGUAAGCUGCCUUCCAGGAAGUGGAUGGAGCUAACUCUUAGGGCUGUUGCAGCUUAUGACAUCAGCUGUGAUGUCAUAGUGCAGAGCCAGGCAGGGAGCAGUAGCAGGAGAGAGGGAGGUUAGGAAUCGGUGGAGUCUACGAGCCUUGGAUUGGGUGGGAGAUUUACGGUGGGGAUAUAUUCCCCAUUGACUGAUUCAGUCGCAGGUUUUGGAGAGGCGUCGAUCAGAGGAGUCCGUCGUGGUGCAACUCCAGGGCCUCUGCCUUUGCCUCUUAUCUCCACUCCUAGCAUCCCCAUUUCUCCUGGAAGGAAGGUGGCCAAUGCCACAUCACUGAGGCAUCGGCAUGCUGAGGAUAGCCAAAUCCAGGGACGUCCUUGGAGUGGAGCAAGAGGCACCCCCGGCACCCCGACUCAUCAGGGUGACGGUGAAGACCCCCCGGCAAAUGGAGCCGUUCGUGGUACCCAUGGACAAAGGCGUUAAGGAGUUUAAGGAAGAAGUCGCGGCCCGCUUCUCUUCUCCCCCCGGCCGGCUCGUACUCAUAUUCGUCGGCCGGAUUUUAAAGGAUCACAAGACCCUGAGUGAGCACAGCAUCCACGAGGACGCCACCGUCUACCUGGUCAUCCUGUCCCGGGGCAGACGCCUGGAUCAGCCCGGGCAUGAGACCGUCUCCUCCUGGCACGUGCCUGCUGUUCUUCCAGCCCAAAGCAGCCCCCCGUCCAGGCCCAGCUCGGUGGGCAGCACAGCCGUCAGCACAGACAGCCUGCAGCAUCUCAUCAGCGACCUCGGCUUGCACACGGCCAACUUCUCCGACUUCCAGAGCCAGCUCCGGGCCCACCCCGAAAUGAUGCUCCGGCUCCUGCAGGACCCCUUCAUUCAGAGCAGGCUUUCCCAGCCUGAUCUCAUGAUGGAGCUGGUCACGGACGAUGCCCUGAAGGAGGAAGUGAUGAGGAGGAUCCCGGCGCUCGCCCGCUUCCCGAACAUGCCGGAGCUGCUGCGGCUCGCGCUGGAGCUGUCUCGGCGUCCGGCCGCGGUGUGGGAAAUCAUGCAAAGCCCCAGCUCGGCCUUGAGCUACGUGGCGAGCAUCCUGAGCAGGGAGAAGGCAGAGCCGAGCAUCUGCUCUGAGGAUCAGGGAGCUGCAUGGAAAGCAGCCCCCAAGCAGCUGGCUUUGGGAGCUGGCCAAGGAGGCCUGGCCCUCAACAGAAGCAACCUGAGUGCCGAAAUCAGGCACCUUUUCUCCCAACGAACUGCAGCGUCAAUAAAGCCGUUCCAGCCCCUCCAGGGGAAUAAGGGGGUUCCUGGAUCUCACCAGGACGGCAGCUGCAUGAGCCUCGGUGGUGAUGUGAGCAGCAGCAUGGGGCAGAGAUGCAGCAUCCCGGACCUGGGACCCACAUCCACAGCGGCAAAAAGCCUCCUCCAGCAGCUCGUGAAGCAGCUCAUGAAGCACCUUCUGUCUGGCCCAUGCACGAGGCGCACCAGGCAGAUGCUCCCCCCUGACUUGGAGAGGAAGGGGCUCCAAAAGGCCUCUGGGGAGCCUCAGGUUCGAGAGCAGCCGCUCUCAGCUGCCUUCUUGCAGCAAACGUGCAACCUGGAGAGGCCGGGAGCUGUGCCGAAUGCAAGAGAUGUGCAGAUGCUGGCCCGGAUUGAGCAGAGUUUGCAGAUGCUUGCAUAUGCUUGCAGGUCUCCCACUGUGGGGUACGCCUCCCGUGGAGGGGCUGAGGAGCACUGGGGCAGCUCCCAAUGAACGUGCCCACAGAAGCCAGCAGCUCCUGGUUCAACAGAUGCUGAUUUUGGUGAAGACUGGCCCCCGCGAGUGCCUGCAGCAUCUCUGCCCAACAGCUGGAGCUUGCUGCCUGCAAAGGGCUUCCUGAAUGCCAGUCAGCUGUGAUGGAGACUGCCUGGAUAUCUCCCCUGAUCUCUAUGGGAGCUAUGAUUAAAAGCCUAUUUUGUUCCCAAUCCUCCCAGCCUCUGUGUUGUGACUUGCAAAGAAAAGGAAUGAGUUCAGGUUUGGUUUCGGGGUUGGUUUUUUUUCUAAAUCCUUCACUUGCUUGCUUUAUUUCCGGUCUGGUUUCUCUGUGGUCCUUCCUUAGGCCAGAGUGAGAUUCCCGCGAUGGGCAGCAAAGCUCUUUAUUUCCCACUGAUGCAUUCAAUCCGUGGUCAGCAAAG